AUGGCGCGCAAGCGUAAGAGCGCCGCUGAAGCCGCCAACGUGUGCCCGCGGGAUCUCAAUGAGAUCCCGUAUAUUGCUUGGAUGAACAAGCAGCUGUCCGCCGGUCGCAAGCCAUCUGGCCCGCAACCAGUAGGAACUCCUUCGCGUGGCGACACCUCUUACCAAGCCCCACGUGACGUCCCGACGCGCGGGCGCCGUGACGCUGACUGGGUGGCAUCGUCGCGCAGUCCCGAAGUUAACACGUAUGGAGUAGAAGACGACGACGCCGACUACAACGAGGAGGCCGAUGGCACAGACGACGAGGCUGACUCCCGGGAAGAGGAUGACAAGGGCAUGUCCGACUCUGAUGCCAUCGCGGACGGCGAUGACACGAAGACCGACGACGAGGACGCACCGGAGGAAUCGCAGCCUGCUACUCCGCCAGUUUGCCGCGGUCCUGCUAAGGCGGCGCCGGGAGUCAAGAACGCCGCCAAGGGCGGGGAGCCACCUCGACGCGCGCCAAAGAUCCGCGACCCCAUGCCGGUGAAGCGCAGCCCCCUGGAGAGCACGAUCCUCGUGGCCGCCCGCUGGUUCACGAAGGAUGAGCUUGAGCCGCUGCUGGGGAAGCAGGGGUCCCAGUAUUGGGCCCGCCUUGUGCGACACCUCGAGGCCGAAAAUCCUGGAUGGGUCCGCGGCGUCAACGCCGUGCAGAAGCAGUGGCGCAACCUCGUCUCCAUGUUCAAGCAGUUGCAGAAGGCGGACAAGGCGUCCGGUAACGGUGUGGUCUCGCCCGCGUGUUGCACAGACGCUACCAUGGCCGCGGCCAAGCUGGUCUCCGACACCAUCAAGGGUUGCCACGCGGAUGCGAUGGCAAAGCUCGAGGGGCUCGUUUGCGCCUGGAUGCAGCAAGACGCCGAGAUUGCCCGCGCCCGCAACCAGGGUACGACCCCACUGCCACCAACCGUCAGCGGAGUUCCCGUGGAUCAGCCACGCAGCCCGCACCGACCGCCGCGGAAGGCGACGGUGGAGGAUGGUUCCGUCGCGGUGAUGCCGGUGGUGUCGGAGCUAGUCCGGACGAGGCCGAGGAAGUGUGGGUUCGUGGCGACGCCGAGUAAGGUAAGACAAAUCCGAUGCUUCGCCGAGCCUCUUCCGCCUUUCACGCAAUGUCACCCGGUUGCAUGGCACGACCGGCUCCCAUUUGAAAUCUGCAACUGCGCCGCGGGUCCACCAAGGAUCCCGGUUCCGUGGCAAGUUUGCCCACGCCGCAUUGACGCGCCUCACAUCCCCCAUCGUCUCACACAUGUUGUGCAGGAUUACACAACAAAACGCCCCUACAAGCACGCGCCAUAG
This is a messenger RNA of Closterium sp. NIES-65, 1329 nucleotides long. NCBI's taxonomy places the organism in Eukaryota, Viridiplantae, Streptophyta, Zygnematophyceae, Desmidiales, Closteriaceae. The record is from the annotation of a GenBank genome assembly.